UAUUUCCGGUAAACUUCCUCUGAGUUUUGUUGACACUUAGCACGUGAAAAUACUUUGGCAGUACCAAUUUUUCGGUCGCUAUUUUCUAACAGGUUUAUAUCUAACAUGUCAUAACGGCAGUCUUUUUAAAAUUGCGGGCAAUUUUCUGGAAUUGUCGCGGUAUAUGCAGCUCGUUUGGGAACGUUAGUGCUAUUGAGCUAGCAUGCUAAGAUAGCUAACAGUGUUUACCUGCUGUUCACUCGUGUAAUCCGCGAUAAUCCGCUCCACGGACUGUACUCAGAUUAUGACUCCAGUCAGAUGCGUUUGUUAUGCUCUUGCUUGCUCUGAAUAACGUCUACGCCAUGGACACCGAAGGAAUUGUAAUUCGAAUAAAGACGCCGGUAGGGGACAUGGAUUCAUCCGUGGAUUGCCCCUCACUUUUGAGUUUCAACGAUUUGCUGGUCGCAAUCCGAGACGUCAUGCCUGAGGCGACAGUUACAGCAUUUGAGUAUGAAGAUGAGGUGGGUGACAGAAUCACAGUUCGGAGUGAUGAAGAACUCAAAGCCAUGCUGUCAUAUUACUGCAACACAGUGAUGGAGCAGCGCAUGAAUGGACUUCUUCCAGAGCCUCUACAGAUAUUUCCUCGAGCCGGCAAGACUCCGGGGAUCCGGAACAUCCACGGCCUCAAGGUGAACACGCGUCCCGGGUCCUCCAGCAGCCGUGGGCCCUCCCCUGCUGACUCUCUGCCCAACAACAGUUUAAAGAAGUCCUCGGCAGAGCUGAAGAAGAUCCUGACCAAUGGCCAGAUAAACGAAAAAGACAUCCAGUACCAGGAGCAGCUGGGCCAUGGAAAUGGAGGAACUGUAUACAAAGCAUAUCAUCUCCUGGGGAAGAGAGUUCUAGCAGUGAAGGUCAUUCCUCUUGAUAUCACCGUGGAGCUGCAGAAACAGAUCAUGUCUGAACUGGAGAUUUUGUAUAAGUGUGACUCUCCGUACAUCAUAACUUUUUACAGUGCUUUCUUUGUGGAAAACAGAAUAUCAAUAUGCACUGAGUUUAUGGAUGGUGGUUCUUUGGACGUUUAUAGAAGGAUCCCAGAGCAUGUCCUAGGCCGUAUCGCAGUAGCAGUGGUGAAAGGACUCACGUAUUUGUGGAGCCUGAAGAUUUUACACCGAGACGUGAAGCCCUCCAACAUGCUAGUGAACACGCGGGGCCAAGUCAAACUCUGUGACUUCGGCGUCAGCACACAGCUGGUGAACUCGAUCGCCAAAACCUACGUUGGAACCAAUGCUUAUAUGGCGCCUGAACGAAUAUCUGGGGAGCAGUAUGGCAUUCAUUCAGAUGUAUGGAGUGUAGGAAUCUCUUUCAUGGAGCUGGCCCUUGGAAAUUUCCCCUAUCCUCAGAUUCAGAAAAACCAAGGGUCCUUAAUGCCUCUCCAGUUAUUGCAGUGCAUCGUUGAUGAGGAUCCCCCUGUGCUACCCACUGGUCACUUCAGUGAGAAGUUUGUAGACUUCAUAACACAGUGCAUGAGAAAGCAGCCUAAAGAACGCCCCGCUCCCAAUAACCUCAUGGACCAUCCCUUUAUUAUGCAGUAUGACGAUGGCAACACAGAGGUCGUGUCCAUGUGGGUCUGUCGCAGCUUGGAGGACCGCAAAUCCCAGCAAGCUCAGGGGCUAAUGUAAGGAGCCAUGGAAACAAUGAGGGCCCAUGGGAAAUAGAGCCCAUUCUCCUUCCAUCUUUAAGCCUCCACUGAGUCCAUUGGGGUAAACGGCUGAGCUUACUUGAAGGCAACUACCCCACUCCAUCCACAGAGCCCAUAAGAUGACCCGAGAGAGAUUAUGAGCAUUUCAGUACAACCACUGGCUCCUGUAGCCUUAACUCUCUAACUCUAACUAUAGCUUUGUUUUCUAUAUAACUGUGUUUGUUGAAUUCUUAUGUGGAUUACAGUGUGAAUGUCUGAGAAGAAUGGUCUCCUUAGAGUCUUAUCACUCCAAAACUCUUGUUGUUAUUCAUGCAUUUGGAGCAAGCAACAAAGUCUCUUUAAACGGUUGUCCCUUUCCUCCGUUCAUAGAACAGAAUAGACUGGCACAAAUACGGCACAGUCCUAGUUUGAUGGCAGCACCCAGUGAGGCAGUGCUGUGAGUGGCAUCAUUGGCAGAGGGUGUUGUGGCGAACUUGGCUGCCCCCCCUACGUCUGCCUCUCCCCUUGCCUGUAGGUCAAGUGUAGUUCGUCAGGCUGAAUUAACCCUGAACAGUAUCUGCCAAGCACUGACCUAGGCACACUGAGCCCUGCUGUAGCUUCUUAUGUAAAGGGUUAGCAUGAAGCUCAGCCAUGGCACAUUUCACCCUGGGUAGUUAACGUUACUACAGUGAUGAUAAAGGAUUUGCUACAGGUAUCAAGAUAGCAUACCAUAGCAGGGCAGUAUCUUAGGACCUUUUCCCUCUAGAAAGAAUCAGCAUGUUAAUAUACUUCAGUGGUGACUAAAUAUGGUAAUAUAUACAUUAACUUGGACACUGGCUGAAUGACCGGCCAUUUUGCAUAGUAGACAUUACUGCCAUAGUGCUAAUCUGCAAGACCUUCAGGAGCUUCAGUACUACCAAAUGGUGAGAAGGAAAAAAAAAAAAGAUUUAAA
Messenger RNA from Electrophorus electricus (electric eel), 2609 nucleotides. RefSeq names its product mitogen-activated protein kinase kinase 5 (gene map2k5). Gene Ontology annotation, biological process: protein phosphorylation; MAPK cascade. NCBI's taxonomy places the organism in Eukaryota, Metazoa, Chordata, Actinopteri, Gymnotiformes, Gymnotidae. Gene Ontology annotation, molecular function: MAP kinase kinase activity; ATP binding; protein binding. The record is from RefSeq and is a predicted model, not a curated record.